AUGGGAUUGGUCAUCUACGAGUUGAUUCAGAGAGAACGCUACUGCAACGAUGAGGACGGAGAAACAGUCCAUUGUGCAAGGGUGAAAGCAAAAAUGCAUUGUGCCGUUAAACCGUUUGUUGUCCCAAAUUGUGACGAUGAACAACUGAAAUCGAUAGUGGAAAAAUGCAUUCAUCUUCUACGAAGUGAGCGCUACUUGGCGAUCGAGGCCUUUAAAGCGCUGAAAGCUUUGCCACUCAACUCUCCCUAUAUUUCUGUGGAUAUGAACGUGCAAAAGGUUUAUCUACCAAACGAAUUUCAUGUCUACGAUUCAAAAUAUCAGCUGAUUCGACCAAAAAUCAAAGAUGAUGUGAAAAUAGCACCCGAUCAACCAAAAACCACACUUGAGAACACGGUUGAUUUCGAUUUCUUCGGCGAUCUCACUGUCGACAUGGCUGAAUAUUUUGAGCUUUGUAUGGCAAUUGCA
Mesorhabditis belari is the source of this 465-nucleotide messenger RNA. The record is from the annotation of a GenBank genome assembly. NCBI's taxonomy places the organism in Eukaryota, Metazoa, Nematoda, Chromadorea, Rhabditida, Rhabditidae.